Molecule: messenger RNA, 3041 nt
Organism: Dreissena polymorpha
Lineage: Eukaryota; Metazoa; Mollusca; Bivalvia; Myida; Dreissenidae
Product: flavin-containing monooxygenase 5-like
Exons: 10
Coding region: 1-1614 (537 amino acids)
Molecular function (GO): NADP binding; flavin adenine dinucleotide binding; N,N-dimethylaniline monooxygenase activity
Source: RefSeq, a predicted model, not a curated record
AUGUACAUUAAAAAAGUAGCCAUUAUCGGUGCAGGCGCCAGUGGGUUGACCGCCAUAAAAUGCUGCCUUGACGAAGGUCUGGUACCCACAUGUUACGAGCGUUCAGAGGAUCUUGGUGGACUUUGGAACUAUAAGGAUGAUGUGAGACCUGGCCAGGGUAGCGUCAUGAAGUCAACAGUGAUCAACGUAAGCAAGGAAAUCAUGUGUUACAGUGACUUCCCGAUACCAGCUGAGUUCCCAAUGUUCAUGCACAACACGUAUGUGUUGCUGUACUUCAAAAUGUACGCAAAACAGUUUGGGCUCGAAAAUUACAUCCAGUUUUGUACAGAGAUUGUGUCCGUAAAAAGGAGCAAAGAGUUCAGCUCUACAGGGCAAUGGGUUAUAACAGUCAAACACAAAACUACAGGUAAAGAGGAGGAGCAUGUGUAUGAUGCUGUGCUGGUCUGUUCAGGUCACCAUGCCGAUGUACAUAUCCCACAAUUCCCUGGACUCGACAGGUUUAAGGGCAAGGUCCUGCACUCGCACGACUUCAGGCACACGGCAGGCUACGAGGCUAAGAGAGUCCUCAUUGUCGGGAUAGGUAACUCUGGUGGGGACGUAGCGGUAGAACUGAGCAGAGUUGCCUCCCAGGUUUUCCUAAGCACAAGACGUGGGUCCUGGAUUUUAAAUCGCGUUGCCGAUCACGGUCUUCCACUGGACAUGAUAAAGAUAUCACGAUUUGCCAAAACCUUGGCCUCCAUGAUGCCUAACCUUGCACAGAGCUUUGCUGAGGGACAGUUAAACAAAAAGUUUGACCAUGCUUUGUAUUCCUUGAAACCAAAGCACAGGAUUUUCCAGCAAAGUAUCGUGAUAAACGACGACCUUCCAAACAGAAUUGCCUGUGGCGCAAUUAAGAUAAAAUCCAACGUCACGCAAUUCACUGAAAACGGCGUUCAAUUUGAUGACGGUACUUUUGAAGAUGAUAUUGACGUGGUUAUCCUUGCUACUGGCUACGUGUUCGGGUUUCCAUUCAUGGAGAAGGGGCUGAUUGAUGUGCGACAGAACAAGGUGGAGCUGUUCAAGUACAUGUUCGCGCCGGAGCUGGAGCGACCGACGCUGGCGGUGGUCGGAUUUGUGCAGCCCUCUGGGGCCUUCAUGCCUAUCAGUGAGCUCCAAUGUAGACUGGCAACACGUAUUUUCAAGGGUGAUGUUAGGCUACCCAGUAAAGAUGAGAUGUGGUCUGAUAUUCGUACGAAGGCGUCUAUAAUGUCACACAAAUAUGUGGAGUGCCAGAGGCACACGAUUCAAGUGGACUUCAUACCAUUCCUUGAUGAGCUGGCUCAACUUAAUGGAUGUAAACCAAACUUUGGUGCUAUGUUCUUACGGGACCCAGUUCUGGCCUGCAAGUGUAUCUUUGGCCCCUGCACGCCAUACCAGUUCCGACUUGAGGGGCCAGGCAGAUGGAAAGGGGCCAGGGCGGCCAUCAUGACCCAGUGGGACCGAACACUGCAGCCCCUGAAGACCCGACCCCUGGGGGCUGAGGUUGAGGUCAAAGGGUCGAGUCUGGGUUUCUUGAAGUUCCUUGUGGCAUUUGUGGGACUGUUUGUGUUGCUCUUGAGUUUCUGUAUGCAGUAGUAUUGAAUUGGUCAGAGUGCUCUUAAGUAUGUCCAUGUUGGACUUGUAUUGCUUGCAAACAUUAACCAGACAGUUAACUUCAUGCAUGAUUAUUACCAGAAAUUACUGAAGAAAACAACAUGAAGCAUAGAACAUGUGAAUCAGAUGAAAUGUUCCCCAAGGAUAAAUGUUCUCCAAUGAUAAAUAUCCAUUAAGAUAAUGUUGCCCAAAGAUAUACUGUAAUGGUAUAAUUGUCCCCUACCGGUGAAACCGGAGGGGACUUAUGGUUUGGGUUCUGUGUGUCCGUCAGUCUGUGAGUCUGUCACACUUUUCUGCAUCCUGUGAUAACUUUAAAACUUCUUCAUAUUUGUCAUGAAACGUGAAACAUGGACAUAUGGCAAUAUGGAGAUUUUGCACGUCAUUUCAUUUUGUUCCUAUGUCAAGAAUUCUGGUUGCUUUGACAACAAAUAGACUAGAAAUAUUACUGAAAAUGGAGGAUCCUGCGAUAACUUUAAAAGUUCUUCAUAUUUUUUCAUGAAACGUUAAACAUGGACAGAUGGCAAUAUGGAGAUUAUUCACGUUAUUUCAUUUUGUUCCUAGGUCAAGAAUUCUGGUUGCUUUGGCAACAAAUAGACUAGAAAUAUAACUGAAAAAGGUGGAUCCUGCAAUAACUUUAAAAGUUCUUCAUAUUUUUUCAUGAAACUUGAAACAUGGAUAGAUGGCAAUAUGGAGAUUAUGCAUGUCAUUUCAUUUUGUUCCAACGUCAAGAAUUCUGGUUGCUAUGGCAACUAAUAGACUAGAAAUAUUGCUGAAAAUGGUAUAGUUUCAUCGCUCGGGGACUUAUAUUGCUUGGCAAAAGUCUUGUUGAACUUGUGAAGCCCAGUCAUUUGAUUUUAUUCCCACGUCAAGAAUUCUGGUUGCUAUGGCAACCAAUAGACUAGAAAUAUUGCUGAAAAUGGUGGAGUUUCACAGCUUGGGGACUUAUUUUGCUUGGCAAAAGUCUUGUUGAACUUGUGAAGCCCAGUCUUAGCAGAGUAUAUAGGAAUCAAUUGUAUUGCCAAUAUUAUGCUGAAUCAGUAAUUAGGGAUCAAUUUUCAGAGUUAUAAUCUGAAGUUUAGGUAUGUGUGUAAUAUUAAUUUAUGAGUUUUAAUGUUCUUAAAGUUCAUGACUUAAAAUUGUUGAACAUACAAGACAUGCAAGUACAAGUAAACAUGGAUAUAUCCUGGUGAAGUUGACAAACUGGGGGCAUUGCACAUGUAUGCAAAGAAUAUCUAUUGACCUCCCAAUAAUGAAAUGCUAUUAUAAAUCUGACAUUUUAUAAAAAUUUCAUCAUGUGGGCAAAUAUGUUCUGUAAGAGAUGAAGUAUUCCAUAUCUGAGUAACAUAAGUUAUGUUAUUGUGAAUCGUUAACACCUUUUGUAUGUGAUAUGCUUUUUGGUCAUUAAAUGU